Molecule: messenger RNA, 1493 nt
Organism: Oreochromis aureus
Lineage: Eukaryota; Metazoa; Chordata; Actinopteri; Cichliformes; Cichlidae
Gene: crebzf
Product: CREB/ATF bZIP transcription factor
Exons: 4
Coding region: 236-1012 (258 amino acids)
Biological process (GO): regulation of DNA-templated transcription
Molecular function (GO): DNA-binding transcription factor activity
Source: RefSeq, a predicted model, not a curated record
GAAUUUUCCGGAAGUGUCGUCUGAACUAGCUGUGAAGCUAUUCGGUUACAGUCUUUGGACUGCUCCGUGUUGUUUUGUGUUUAAAAUUUCGGUUUCUUCAGAAAAAAUGAAACAGAUAAGCAAUCUGUAAUCCUAGUAGUUUAAUCAACGGAUAUACCGAAAGCAUUUAUUGCUGUUUUCUCUAAAAGGGAGGUCUUUGUGGACAGGUUCCUUGCAGUCCAGCUGACAAAUCACAAUGAUCACUAGAAGUCGUCGCACUGUCACCAGCACAGAAGUGCAGUCUGCAGAGGUUGAGGCAGUAGAUGUGGAAAGUAUGAAAGGUCUUCCGAUUCCAUGUGACGGAUUCCAAGAUGAAGAUAUGGAUGCUGCUGGAGUAGAGCUUGAUGACCUGUUUGAAGACUUAAAAUGGACACUAGACAGAGAUGCUUCAUCCCCGCUCUUCAAUAUUGAUUUGGCUGAUCUCUGUGUGUACAACACCAAAGAUGGAGACUCCGGGCUUGAAGCUUCAACUGCCUCAUCUCCAGAGAGAGAUUCUUCUGACUCCCAGAACAGCAGGCAAAAACAGUCAAGUCACGUGAAUAACAAAAAUGCCAUCGCUGCCAGAUUAAAUCGUCUCAAGAAGAAGGAAUAUGUCAACAGCUUGGAGCAGAAGAUCGGCAUUCUUUCAACAGAAAAUAGCACGCUCAAACUAGAAAAUUCUCAGCUGACCAAGAGAGUGGAAGAGUUGGAAGAUGAAACCAGGUACUUGAGGGCUGUGCUGGCAAAUGAGAGCAUGUUAGCCCAGCUCUUGUCCAGGCUGAGCGGUGUGAAUGGGAUGAAAUUAUCUUCCUCGCUUUUCCAGGGGCCCAACUUAAACGAGCAUGACUACGCCCUGCCCAGGAAACGGGCCAGAGUGGAGGAAAAAGAAACAUCUGGUGGUGUGUGUCUACAUGUGGACAAGAAUCAUGUCUCAGUGGAGUUCUGCACCAAGUGUGCAGAGAGUGCAAGCACGGUGCUCAAAAUUUUCUUCUAGGUAAUUGGUUGAUCCACCAUGCGGGAUGAGUGGCUUUCAGAGCGCCUUUGCCUGCUUGGCUCCUUGUGGAUUCUGCUGGUGGAAGGGGAAGAGGCUGGACAAGCGGCUGCCAUCAUGGCCUGGUAUUUUUUAAAGGUAGUAUUGGUAUCAAAUGGUAUUUGUGAUCCUAUUUCAUCACUACUCCACAACAUCUGUAGCUGCAGAGCCUGUCAGCAUAGCUCUUGCAGCAUUUUUAAGGGCUGACUAUAGCUUCUCGUUUAUGCAAACACAAGUUUAACAGUCUCAGAGUUAUAACUUGUAUAUAUUGUUGGAAUGUAUAUUUAACAUACAUAGACAAAUCUGCUGUAAGUGGGAAAAAAAAAUGUGUAAAUAUGUACAUAACUCUGAACACAUACUGUUUUAGGUAAAUGGCCUUUGAGAAAUGCUGGACGAAUAAAUCCUAUUUGCAGUACUUUUGACUUAAAAGCAUCUGCUUGUUUUG